GUGAAGAAAUUCGAUAUUUUUUUGUUGAAUUCUAGGGAGUUUGCUUUAGCUGCUGUUCAUCAUGAACGGUGAGACUUCGUGGGUCAGCCAUCGCUUUGAUGACACGUCGAAAGGAAUCGGUGCCCCUGAUUCGUUUUUGGAGCUUAGCGAUGAAGGUAACAAAGAAACGACUGUAGUUUAUAUGGACUUGAUCCUACCUGAUGACUUGCUGGAACGAAUCUUGGCUUAUCUCCCCAUUGCUAGCAUUUUCCGGGCUGGUUCUGUGUGUAGAAGAUGGCAUGAGAUUGUCAGUUCCAGACGGUUCCUAUGGAACGUUUCCGAUGUCCUAUGGCAAAAGCCUUGGUAUUUCAUGUUCACAAGCUGUGAUGAACCAGUUGGUUUUGCCUAUGACCCAAUCCUUCGGAAGUGGUACGGCAUCGAACUGCCUUGCAUUCAGACUCCUAACUGGAUCAUUGCUUCAUCAUGUGGCUUGGUUUGUUUCAUGGACAAUGACAGUAGAAAUGAGAUGCAUGUCUGCAAUCCUAUCACCAAUCAUCGCAAGAAGCUCGAGAACCCCCCUGGUCUUAAAUUCCCCGAUUAUAGUGCGAUGUCGAUCUCAGUAAAUAGGACAUCACACCAUUAUAAUGUAUCCAUUGUGAAGUCCAAACAAGUGCCUGGUAAUUUUCUCGAAUGGGACGUUUCGAUUCAUAUUUAUGAUUCAGAAACAAUGAUGUGGACGACCUCCUUGACUGAGGUAUUGACAGGAUGGAGAGGUGGAGACGAAAGCGUGAUAUGUGCCGGGAUUUUGUACUUUUUGGUUUACUCAAGUGGAGUUGGAGCAGCAGAGAAUCGACACGGCCUAGUUACAUAUAGUCUCUCUAGUCGACCAUCUCCAUUGAUUAGGAGUUUUGUUCCGGUACCUGCCCCUCUUACUUGUGGUCGCCUGAUGAACCUAAAGGAAAAGCUGGUGAUGGUCGGGGGCAUCGGGAAGCAAGAUCGGCCUGGUAUAAUCAAGGGGAUCGGAAUCUGGGUUCUUGAAGGGAGGGAUUGGGUAGAGGUUGCUCGCGUGCCCCAUAAGUAUUUUCAGGGGUUCGGCGAGUUGGAUGAUGUUUUCGCUAGUAGCGGUACUGGCGAUCUCAUAUAUAUCCAAAGCUACGGUGCUCCGGCACUUCUUGUUUUCGACAUGAACCUAAAACUAUGGAAAUGGGCGCAAAAGUGUCCGGUGUCGAAGAAAUUCCCUCUUCAGCUCUUCACUGGUUUUUGCUUCGAACCGAGACUUGAAUUCACUCCUUAAUUUAUUUACGAUCGGAAUUCAAGGGUGUUCAUUGAUCAAAUUCAUCCCAAAUUCCCACCAUUCCUUCCUCUCUCUUUUUUUUUCUCAUUUGGCUUUCAUU
Molecule: messenger RNA, 1373 nt
Organism: Hibiscus syriacus
Lineage: Eukaryota; Viridiplantae; Streptophyta; Magnoliopsida; Malvales; Malvaceae
Product: F-box/kelch-repeat protein At3g61590-like
Exons: 1
Coding region: 62-1273 (403 amino acids)
Molecular function (GO): protein binding
Source: RefSeq, a predicted model, not a curated record